Messenger RNA from Aureobasidium melanogenum CBS 110374, 417 nucleotides. RefSeq lists its product as uncharacterized. NCBI's taxonomy places the organism in Eukaryota, Fungi, Ascomycota, Dothideomycetes, Dothideales, Saccotheciaceae. The record is from RefSeq and is a predicted model, not a curated record. Bases 1 to 417 code for a protein of 138 amino acids. Gene Ontology annotation, molecular function: carbon-sulfur lyase activity. The transcript is spliced from 2 exons.
AUGGGCAAAGGAUCCUGCUACUGUGGUAAAAUCACCUUUUCCUACGAGGGUGAACCAAUCAACAAGGUAGCAUGCCACUGCACCGACUGCCGCAAAAUCUCCGGCUCGGCCUACAGCACCAACAUCGUCAUUCCCACCUCUUCUUUUUCCCUCCUCACUGGCACUCCCAAGAAAUACUCUGCAAAAGCAGACUCAGGUCGUACUGUAACGACAGUGUUCUGCGGUGACUGUGGAAGCAGUUUGUGGAGAGUAGGGGAUAUGAGUGAGGAACAGGGGAUUAUGGUUGUGAGGGUUGGCGUGUUGGAUGAUGAGAAGGCGGUAGAUGUUAAUAAACCGAAGGCAGAGGUUUAUACUUGUGAGAGGGCUGGUUGGGUGGGCAAAGUAGAGGGGUCGGAGCAGAUUGAGAAGUUCUUUUAG